AUGUUUACUCAGUCUCCUGAAAAAUUAAAAGACAAAGAGGAUUCUGAGGGCAUGUCUGGUGAUUUAGUUGACAAAGAAGAAAACUCUAUAGAGAAGAAGGAUCAAUCUACAUACAUAAUAAAUAUAGAUGAUAUGAACUCUGAUGAUGAGCCGAUUGGUAAAAGACUGACUCCAGGAAUAACUAAAAGGUUAAAGAAUAGAAAAGGUAAAGUUGUUGAAUCCUCCAUCAUGCCCUCAAAAUCUCUCAGGAGAAGGACGAGUGUUGGCCUUACAAAAGGUUGGAGCAAGGUAUUUACUCUUGUUUACAAGAAAAAAUAUCUUAAGAGGAAGGAAGUCCCUUUUGAGUCUAAUGAAUAUGAUCAUGAUGUCGAACACAAUGUCCAAGACAUUGUCUCUUCUACAAGAAAGAAAGCUUCUGAGGAGAAGAUUCCAGGAAAUACUCCUGAAGUCCCAAUCGACAACAUCUCCUUUCACUAUGUGGAAAAUGUAGAGAAAUGUAAAUUUGUUUACCAAAGAAGACUGAUGCUGGAAAGAGAACUUGGAAAAUAUGCUUUUGAAUGCAAAGAAGUGAUGAGUCUGAUUCAAGAAGCUGGAUUAAUGAAAAAUGUGACUGGCUUUGGAAAGUGUUAUGAAAUGCUUGUUAAAGAAUUCAUUGUGAAUAUCUCUAAGGAUUGUGAUAACAAAAGGAGAAAGGAGCUUAUGAAAGUGUAUGUAAGAGGAAGGUGUGUGGAUUUCUCUCCUAAAAUCAUAAAUAGGUUUCUGGGCAGAAAUGAAGAAGAACAAGCUGAAGUGGUUGUUUCUGACAAUGUCAUUUGCAGAGAGAUUAGUGCUAAACAAGUGAAGGAAUGA
Molecule: messenger RNA, 849 nt
Organism: Lathyrus oleraceus (garden pea)
Lineage: Eukaryota; Viridiplantae; Streptophyta; Magnoliopsida; Fabales; Fabaceae
Exons: 1
Coding region: 1-849 (282 amino acids)
Source: RefSeq, a predicted model, not a curated record